UGGGUCUAUAAAAAGGAGGGAGCGGAGAGCACCGCCUCACCUCCGCCCUUGGAAGACUCAGGAGCAGGAAAAAUGUUCACUCUCCUGGUUUGCAUCCUGACCCUGCAGCAAGUGCACUCUGCCUGCGUGGAUCAAGACAUUUGCCCGGAUAAACCAGCUAUACAGGCCGAGAUCAUUGACGUCCACAACGCCUUCCGGAGAGCUGUUGAGCCUACUGCUUCUGACAUGCUGUUGAUGAGCUACAGCGAGGAGGUGGCAGCCAGCGCUCAGGCCUGGGCUGACAACUGUGUUCUGGCUCACGGAGAACCCAGCACCCGCAUGCUCAAUGGAUAUGAACUGGGGGAGAAUCUGUUCUAUUCAUCUUCACCUUACCCGUGGACCGCCGUGGUCAACGCCUGGCACAGUGAGGUGGCCAACUACCUGUACCCCAAUGGCUCCACCAACGCCAAAACCGUGGGUCACUACACACAGGUGGUGUGGAACAGCUCCUACAAAGUUGGCUGUGGAAUGACAUUGUGCCCUAACGGCAUUUAUUUCUACGCCUGCCAUUAUUACCGAGCAGGGAACUUCAGGACAUGGCCGCCUUACAAGGUCGGACCCUCCUGCGCUUCCUGCCCCAAUAACUGUGAAGACAAACUGUGCACCAACCCCUGUCCCUACAUAAACAAGUACCUCAACUGUCCCAGCUUGAAGACAUUGGUUGGAUGCAGCAACAAUCUGGUGUCUUCCUGGUGUCCCGCUUCGUGCCAGUGCAUCGACGAAAUCAUUCCAAUAGCCUGAAGAGGAGCGCUGGAGUCCGCAGCGUGUAAUCAAGCAGUUUUACGUGUCUGUUGGUUCUCUCUCUAUGAGGCCAGAUACUGCAAACCUCAUCAAUUUCCUCUGAGCUUACAAGUGAUUUACCGAUGACACGAGCAAAGAACGCGUCUGGAUGGGAUGGGGCUUAGCACUGAUUGCCGCGAGUUUAAGGGACGUUUUUUGGUUUUAAAUAUUGAUCUCUAAUCAAAACCCAAUGGGAUGCUGCAUCCCAGUGAUGUGUCAUAAUCUUGUCCUGCUGGACUUUAUUCAUUUUGGAAAUGUGUAAGUGAAAGCAGUAAGAACUUUUAAUUCAAGUCCAAUAUAUAAUAAAUAAUAAAAAGUUAAUUCUACACACAAUCAGA
Molecule: messenger RNA, 1157 nt
Organism: Gasterosteus aculeatus aculeatus (three-spined stickleback)
Lineage: Eukaryota; Metazoa; Chordata; Actinopteri; Perciformes; Gasterosteidae
Product: cysteine-rich venom protein
Cellular component (GO): extracellular region
Source: RefSeq, a predicted model, not a curated record